This is a messenger RNA of Aedes albopictus (Asian tiger mosquito), 5941 nucleotides long. RefSeq names its product mucin-2 (gene zye). Bases 595 to 5691 code for a protein of 1698 amino acids. NCBI's taxonomy places the organism in Eukaryota, Metazoa, Arthropoda, Insecta, Diptera, Culicidae. The record is from RefSeq and is a predicted model, not a curated record. The transcript is spliced from 11 exons.
GUUGUUUAAGGUUGCUGCUGCUGCUGCUUAACAGGGAUGUUGAUGAUCAUCUUUUGGGUGCGCGCGCGUAGCUCUUGGAAAUCUGAGCGGGCGCGCGCGCGAAAAGGUAUUUAAGUUAUGUCAGCACGUAGAAGCCUUUCAGUUGUCACAUGGACGACACUCGACUUUUUCCUUACCAUCGUUGCCUAGGAUAUGGCAGUUUCGAAUUCUGUCGCGGAUGCGCACUAGAGAGCUUCGAGCGGAUUCAGUGGUUCUGAUUGUGUUAUCCGAGUGAACUUUUUUUUUACUAUCCUGCUGUGAUACGGUGAAGAGCACUUUCGAAGAAUAUCUAUGGACUGUGGACUUUCUGAAGCUAGUGAAUAGUGACGUUUUUGUGAAAAUAAAGAAAUUGCUCUGGACUGUUUGAAAAUUGAAGGACUAUCGGCUCUGAAGUGUUGUAAAAAGUGAAGAAGAUCAAAUAUAGUGCUAAAAGGAAAAAAAGGAGUGGAUUCACUAACAGUCAACAUCGCAUACGUUCGCCAGUUGUCUGUUACGUCAGUCGAUAGCCUCCCCUCUCUAUAGGGGAUAACGACGACGACAAAGACAACGACCACAAUGAGGAGAAGGACAUUCGGCCUAAGCUCAUUAGGUUUAAUUUUGCUCGUUCAGACUGCCGCGGCUCAGCUGUUCCCACUGACGAGCAGCGACGACAAUGCGCUGGUCCCCUCGGGAAAAAAGUUCCCCCGUCAGGCCAACGCCGUCGCACCCCGGCAUGACCACACCCACAUCGAGACCAUCGACGUUACGUGUGACCAGAAGAAUGGCAUGCUGGUGACGAUUGAGUUCGAGGCGGACUUUCAGGGAGUCAUCUACAGCCAGGGCUACUACAACGAUCCCAAGUGUCGGUACGUUUCGGCCGGCAAAGGAGGACGGUCGUUCUCGUUUACGGUGCCAUUCGCCGGAUGUGGCAGCAAGCCGUCCUGUUCGGUGUGCUCAUCAGUUGAUAACGUACUGGUGAUUCAAACCGACGAAGAUGUCCAAGAAGCGUGGGAUACUGCACGAAGAAUCUCGUGCAGCCAGGUGGAGCAGCAACAGAACACCAUCUUCUUCAAACCCUUCGUGGUUGAUAUGCUGGAGGUCGUCAAUGUCCCGACUGCAACCGGAGGUGUUGAAUGUUGGAUGGAUAUCCAGCGGGGAUCGUAUCCAAACGUUUCGCCAAUUCCCAGUGUUAUCAAAAUUGGAGAGGCACUCAGCAUUCUAGUGUAUCUGAGGGAUCCCAAGGGAGAGUAUGAUGUAUCUGUUAAGGAUUGUUAUGCAUACGACAGCCCUGAAUACGACGCGUCCGGAACUAGAAGGCUGCAGUUGUCCGACAAAAACGGCUGCUCUCGCAAAAAGAAAUUGUUCGGUCUCUGGGAAAAGACUACUCAAACAGGAAGUUCCGGUGCUACACUCAUUCUACACAACAACAUCAAGGCAUUCAAGUUCCCAGAUCGGAUGCAAGUGUUUUUGAAAUGCGACAUUGAAAUCUGUAGAGGAGGAUGUGGUCCUCAGGUUUGUGAAAUAGAAGAAUUGGUUAAAACUGUUGAGAAAUCGACCACUCAGCGACCAACUGCAGUCACAACCAUCCCUCCAAGGAGAGGAUCACGUCCGCCUCAAACUCGGCAACCCACGUAUACUACAGAAGCUCCCCCAAGAAGAACCCGUCCACCAGUUACAAGACCCAGUCGACCACCAACUUCAGCUCCAGCUACACGACAACCAGACACCACUGUUCCUCCUCGCCGAAGAACCCGACCUCCGGUCACUGCUACGACCGAGUUUGUCUGUACUCCUGGAUCUACUGAUGAUCGUUGCAACGCUGUGCUUGUUACGGAAAAGCCAAAUUGCUACCGAGGCUCAAGAGAUCCCCGUUGUCGCGUACCGUCUACAGUAGCUCCGGUUACCUCACCGCCGUUACGCUGUUUUCCAGUAUCAACCGACCCUCGUUGUCCAACUGUUCCUACCACUCAGGCUGCUCCGCAAUGCUUUCCUGGAUCGACCGACCCUCGCUGUCCAACACCACCACCAACUACCCCAGCUCCGCUCCGCUGUUUCCCAGGAUCGACCGAUGCUAGGUGCCCAACAACAUUCCGUCCAUCCACAACACGCCCUACUGGCAGGGGAACUCGUCCUACUGGCCGGGGUACACGUCCGACCGGCAGAGGAACAAGACCAACGCGUCCACAAACGGAAGCUCCAACGUAUCUUCCACCAGUUGAAAGCCAAAAGACUACCGCUGCUCCAGACUGUUAUCCUGGCUCUAACGACCCUCGCUGUCCUCGGCCAGUGCCAUCAACUCCAAGACCAGUAGAAGAAAUCGACGCUGCAUCUGGACCUUCAUGCUUCCCAGGUUCCAACGAUCCCCGAUGCCGAACACCGGUAUUGCGUUGUCCUCCAGGCACAACCGAUCCACGCUGCCCCGGGGCCACCAGACCAGCCCCAUCAACAACACGGGCACCAACUACACAAGGUUCAGUCCGGUGUUAUCCAGGAUCUCGUGAUCCAGCAUGUUACGAGAAGACGGAAUCUCCAACUUAUUUACCUCCAGUAGAGACUUCCACUGCUGCAGCAAGAUGUUUCCCAGGUUCUUCUGACCCAAGGUGUCCACAGACCACUCCUCGCCCAACGACACAAGCUCCAUUAAGGUGCUAUCAAGGAAGUACCGACCCGAGGUGUCCACAGAGCACUACUUCCCGGCCGCCUCCAACUACUACUCCUGCCGUUCGCUGUUAUCCUGGUUCGCCUGAUCCAAGGUGUCCACAGACCACAACUAGGGCAACAACUCCGGCUUGUUAUCCAGGAUCAUCUGACCCAAGAUGUCCGCCAUCAUGCUACCCUGGAUCAACGGACCCAAGGUGUCCACAGACCACUCCUCGCCCUACGACUCAAGCUCCAUUAAGGUGCUAUCAAGGAAGUACCGACCCGAGGUGUCCACAGAGUACUACUUCCCGGCCGCCGCCAACUACUACCCCAGGUGCUCGCUGUUAUCCUGGUUCGCCUGAUCCAAGGUGUCCACAGACUACAACUAGGCCAACAACUCCGGCUUGUUAUCCAGGAUCAUCAGACCCAAGAUGUCCACCAUCAUGCUACCCUGGAUCAACGGACCCAAGGUGUCCACAGACCACUCCUCGCCCUACGACACAAGCUCCAUUAAGGUGCUAUCAAGGAAGUACCGACCCGAGGUGUCCGCAGAGCACUACUUCCCGGCCGCCUCCAACUACUACUCCUGCCGUUCGCUGUUAUCCUGGUUCGCCUGAUCCAAGGUGUCCACAGACCACAACUAGGGCAACAACUCCGGCUUGUUAUCCAGGAUCAUCUGACCCAAGAUGUCCGCCAUCAUGCUACCCUGGAUCAACGGACCCAAGGUGUCCACAGACCACUCCUCGCCCUACGACACAAGCUCCAUUAAGGUGCUAUCAAGGAAGUACCGACCCGAGGUGUCCACAGAGUACUACUUCCCGGCCGCCGCCAACUACUACCCCAGGCGCUCGCUGUUAUCCUGGUUCGUCUGAUCCAAGGUGUCCACAGACUACAACUAAGCCAACAACUCCGGCUUGUUAUCCAGGAUCAUCAGACCCAAGAUGUCCACCAUCAUGCUACCCUGGAUCAACGGACCCAAGGUGUCCACAGACCACUCCUCGCCCUACGACACAAGCUCCAUUAAGGUGCUAUCAAGGAAGUACCGACCCGAGGUGUCCACAGAGUACUACUUCCCGGCCGCCGCCAACUACUACCCCAGGCGCUCGCUGUUAUCCUGGUUCGUCUGAUCCAAGGUGUCCACAGACUACAACUAAGCCAACAACUCCGGCUUGUUAUCCAGGAUCAUCAGACCCAAGAUGUCCACCAUCAUGCUACCCUGGAUCAACGGACCCAAGGUGUCCACAAACAACUGCUGCUCCAACGUACUUGCCGCCAGUUGAAGCGAGUACCAGUGCUGCCCCGCGAUGCUAUCCAGGUUCCCUUGAUCCUCGAUGCCCAACUCCGCCAUCAACUACGCAAUCUCCGCGAUGUUAUCCAGGUUCCAGCGACCCCAGGUGUCCAACAACGCCAAAACCACAGCCUACGACGACUCAGCCUGCCCGCUGUUAUCCAGGUUCAACUGAUCCACGCUGCCCGCAACCGAGUACGACUCCUGCCCUGCGCUGUUAUCCAGGUUCCAGCGACCCUAGGUGUCCAACAACUCCUAAACCACUGCCUACGACGACUCAGCCUGCCCGCUGUUAUCCAGGUUCAACUGAUCCACGCUGCCCGCAACCGAGUACGACUCCUGCUCCGCGCUGUUAUCCAGGUUCCAGCGACCCUAGGUGUCCAACAACUCCUAAACCACUGCCUACGACGACUCAGCCUGCCCGCUGUUAUCCAGGUUCAACUGAUCCACGCUGCCCGCAACCGAGUACGACUCCUGCCCUGCGCUGUUAUCCAGGUUCCAGCGACCCUAGGUGUCCAACAACUCCAAAACCACUGCCUACGACGACUCAGCCUGCCCGCUGUUAUCCAGGUUCAACUGAUCCACGCUGCCCGCAACCGAGUACGACUCCUGCCCUGCGCUGUUAUCCAGGUUCCAGCGACCCUAGGUGUCCAACAACUCCAAAACCACUGCCUUCGACGACUCAGCCUGCCCGCUGUUAUCCAGGUUCAACUGAUCCACGCUGCCCAACCACCGCUCGUCCGCAGCCAACAACUACUCCUUCCUUACGGUGCUAUCCCGGAUCUACCGAUAUUCGAUGCCCUACGACCACACCGAGACCGACCACACAGCCUGCCACAUAUCUUCCCCCAGUUCCAGAAACCACAGCUGUGGCUCGAUGCUAUCCGGGCUCUACUGAUCCUCGUUGCCCUGUUCAAACCACGGCACGACCGAAUUGUUACAGUGGCAGUACGGAUCCGCGUUGUCCGAAGCCUGUAAGCACGACACCUCGUCCGAUUCCAACCACUACUCCUGCGUUGAGAUGUUAUCCAGGUUCGCUAGAUCCUCGUUGCCCUGUUCAAACCACGGCACGACCAAAUUGUUACAAUGGCAGUACGGACCCGCGAUGCCCUAAGCCUGUGAGCACAACACCGCGACCGAUUCCAACCACGACUCCUGCGUUGAGAUGUUAUCCAGGAUCUAGUGAUCCCAGAUGUCCAACGACUCCACGACCAAGCCCAUCAACGACCCCCACAUUGCGCUGCUAUCCUGGUUCGACGGACCUUAGAUGCCCCCAACCCACCACAAGCCCCGCGCCAAAAUGUUACCCGGGAUCCACUGACCCGCGAUGCCCAACUACUCCCCGACCAACGACUACUAGUAGGCAGCCCUGCUAUCCUGGAUCACCAGACCCAGCCUGUCCAAGGCCAUUCUUUACCACAACCACUCCAUCAUCGUGCUAUCCAGGAUCUCUGGACCCUAACUGCCCGCAACCGUACAGACCAAGCAGCACGAACCCUCCAGCUACUUAUCUACCGCCACUGCCAGCCGCCGGUCUGCGUACCGCACGGCACUUGAGCGAAAGCACCCUGAAGGAUAUCAACGCCCUUGCGGAAGUAUCGGAACCUGAGCCAGCGGAGGAAAUCGCCGUCAUCGAUGAGAGCCAGAAUGUCCUCGAGCGCAGCAAACGAGACCUGGGCGAUCCAGCCAAGGAGAUCAUCUCGAUUACGCUCAGCGUAAAGGGAUUCCAGUUCGAACAGCUAUGAACGACCUCCGGCUAGUCGGAUUGCUAGAAAGUCUUGUCAGAGAAAAUACUCUUCGUUUUAACGUAGCAUUAGGUAAAAGAAAUUCACGUGUACAAAAGAUUCGAUCGAGCGUAACGGACAGCUGAGAGCUAAACGAUUAACGAAAGCAUGGUUUCAUUGGGAACGGUUCCAAAACUGUACAUAGCAUAGCAGGAACGGAGAACGAGUAUUCGUUGUUAUUGUAAAUAAAGAUACUUUUUGAAAUAGUGAA